UAUCAGCAAGUAUAUCAUAUUGACUUGCAGAAUGUAAUUAUACCAGUUUCUUAUUGAACUACAAUAACAGCUUUUUGCUCCCUGUGGAUUUAUACAAGAUUCCAAAGGUUAAUCUUACAAAAACAUUCUCGAGAUAAUUAUAAACGGUGUUGUGGUAGUCAUGAUAUAUAUCGCAAUUAACAUCGUACAUUUCAAUUACGGUAUAUAACAGGUAUAUAACAGAAGUUUGUAUCGCAUUUUCCUGCUGAAAUAAGAUAUAUUAGUUUCUUGGAAAAGAUUGAUAGUGUUUGACAAACACAAUUUCUCUGACAAGAACAAUAAUUCUAGGAAACAGUGACAUGGAAAAUCUGUGCUCCUAGAAUUACCAUAGCAUAGACAUGAAAGAGAAACAAGAUUUUGUGGGGUGCAUAAUACGUAAAACUAUAUCUAUGCGGUUGAAAAUGUACUUGUGUUCAAUUAUCGUAAGUUUUCAUGUUUGUGUUUGAUAGAGAUAAUAUAAAGUUAUGAUAAAAGAAGAAUCGUGGAGUUUAAAAUUGAAAUGCACAGUGCUUUCCAAAAAAGAGACAGUUAUUACGCUAUAACAGCAGCAGCUAAAUUGAUUAUUGAUCGUGUUAAUACAAUGCAAUAACGGAUGGCUUUGUAUUAAUUAUUUAUACAUUGUAUUUUAAAAUCAAGUCAAACGAUUAGCGCAACAGUUUCACUAUUAUCACCAUAUAAGUUGUGUAAUAUUUUGAAAAUGUAAGUGGACAAGCAGACGAAGGGAAUCUUCAAUUGUUAACAUUAUUUAUUAUGGAUUAAAGGCUACUUUUGUUUUUCCCUGCUUACUGGAUUUAUAUAAAGAAGAAUCAUAACAAUUAAUAGAAUAUGGUUUCCGUUGGACUGUGUAUCUUAGAAACAAUAGCUGCAGUAGAAACUAUUUUUAGAUUAACUCAACAGUAUGGACUAUUGAUGGACAAUAAUGUAACGCAGGUUGUGGUAGGCGAUAAUGGCCCAAUUUAUUUACCAAGGACAGCACCGAGUAUGCACCACACGUCGAUCCAUCAUUACGCUAUGCAUGGGCUGUGUAGGAAUUUUGAAGGCAAAAAGAAGCUGUAUAAAGCCAUGAAGACCAAGUUAUGUCAAAUGAAAUUAUCAUUUAUAGCGGAGUUUGUAUUGGAUUUAUGUAGAGGGAAACAUGCUUUGUUGACAAAAUGGGUUGGAGAAUUAUUUGACAUUGAUGGGGACGGUUUUAUUACACAUUUCGAGAAACACUCAUUUGAUGAUGUCUAGUGGGUGCAUCGUUACUUAUUUCCAGAUCAUUCAAAGUUAGUGAACAAGAUGUUUUACGAAAAUCAUUGAAAUAAAAAAGUAAUACAUAUAUAUAUUUAGUCGAAAUGCUUGUUUUGUAAAGGGUGUUUUCUAAUAUAAU
This is a messenger RNA of Ruditapes philippinarum (Manila clam), 1408 nucleotides long. RefSeq lists its product as uncharacterized. Bases 865 to 1269 code for a protein of 134 amino acids. Lineage: Eukaryota; Metazoa; Mollusca; Bivalvia; Venerida; Veneridae. The record is from RefSeq and is a predicted model, not a curated record. The transcript has 4 exons.